AUGGGAUAUGAUCUCAAACGCGGUGGGUCGGCCGUUGGGGUCGACGCAGAUCAUCUUGCGCACGAGGUCGGUCAGAUUAUCGUCCCUCCUGAAUAUCACUCCUCUAUACAGUUGCUUCUCCACCGCCCUAGCGUACUGCACGUAAUCCAUGUGCUCGUCCGGCGCUACGCCUGUGACGAGGAAUGCCAGUAUUGCCCCCACCGACCACACGUCGCUUUUGUGGGUGACUUGGCCAUCCCUGGCCUCGGGAGCGACAUGGAUCAUUGUGAGCGCCGAUCCUCCCACCACGGUGUCGAGCAACCCCUUGAGGCCCGUGUCCCGGAUUCUGACCUGGUUGUAUUCGUUGUCUUGCAUCAUGAUCUUGUCGAUUGUUAUCGACCCGUGCACGAGGUUGUUGCAGUGCAGAUACAGCAACGCCUCGAUGACCUGGGACAUUACGACCUGAACGAACCCCGUCGUGUACUCCCUCUCGCCCUUGUUGCUGAUGUGAUGCAGUAG
Molecule: messenger RNA, 498 nt
Organism: Babesia ovata
Lineage: Eukaryota; Apicomplexa; Aconoidasida; Piroplasmida; Babesiidae
Product: nucleoside triphosphate pyrophosphohydrolase, putative
Exons: 1
Coding region: 1-498 (165 amino acids)
Source: RefSeq, a predicted model, not a curated record